UUUCACAAUUUGUCAAAAAGUCAAAAAGUGACAGUACCGUAACAUUUCGACGCGGUGUUUACAGCAGCCAAAACAAAUAAUUACAAAAAAGUUUUUUUUUAUUAGUUUCUACCACAAUUAAAAUCUUUAAAAAUGGAUCCGGACGUUAAAUCAAAAAUUGAUCAAUCGUACCAAACCGCCGAUGAGUUCACCAAAGUGUAUUACGACAGUGUUGAUAAGAAGAGACAUCAAAUGUCCCGAUUAUACUUGGACAAUGGUUUACUGGUUUGGAAUGGUAAUGAGUCGUCCGGCAAAGAAAAUAUACAAAAAUAUUUUCUUGACUUACCGACAUCCAUUCACAAUGUAAUAACGUUGGACACCCAGCCGAUAAUCGACGAAUCUACCACAUACGCCCCGACAUUUAUAAUCCAAGUUUCUGGCAGCGUUAAGUUCCAGGACAAUGCACCGAAACCAUUUCAGCAAUCAUUUAUGAUAACGGCACAGGGCGAUAAAUGGAAAAUUGCCACAGACUGUUUUCGGUUACAAGAUGCGUUGAAUUUAGUGGAAAAGAAAUAAAAUUUUGUUGAACAGACAAAUGCUGAGACAAAGAAUUU
Molecule: messenger RNA, 593 nt
Organism: Bradysia coprophila
Lineage: Eukaryota; Metazoa; Arthropoda; Insecta; Diptera; Sciaridae
Gene: Nxt1
Product: NTF2-related export protein 1
Biological process (GO): nucleocytoplasmic transport
Source: RefSeq, a predicted model, not a curated record